AUGGUCAGAGUGUCGCGCGGCUGUCAGUCCUGCGUUGACGCUAAGCUUCAGUCAACACCGUCGCCCUCUCCAUCGAAAUCCCCAUCGCCGACCGAAUCCCCUGAACAAUGCCUUCAAAAGCGACAAAGCGGCGAGCAGGUUGUACUACCGUCACGACCUUUUCCUCGAACUUCACCCCGGGCUGAGUACAGACCUGUACCGCUUCUGGCCUUGGACGGUUAUAUCAACCCAUCGUUAACCGUCACGGCUGUCAAUUCCCAGCAGGCUCAGGUCUUCACCAACUACGUCCUCGCUUCGUUUCCAUGCUUCUUCCGGUGUACAGAAACACGAGUCCCUGUCAAUUGGGUGGAAUAUGUUGAUCAAAGGGGCAGCUCGAUGAACUCUUGUUUCGACUGGGCCGUACGAGCAUGUACAUCUGCAUAUCUGGGCUCCCUUCACGACGAUCAGCGAUAUUUGGUUGCGUCGCGGAGCUUAUACCACCGUGCUCUUCGCGGCCUCGGCAAUCUAUUAUCUAGCGAAAAGACCGCCAAGUCGGAUGAGGUUCUAGCGUCGGCGAUCGUAUUAGCCAUUUUCGAAAAGCAUAACUGCAGCAGCCCGGAUGCGUGGCUGCGACAUGCCGCCGGGAUCCGGACGCUGAUGAAGCUUCGUGGGCCGAAAGCGCAUCUGGAGGGCUUUGGUCGCGCGAUGUACAUUGUAUACCGAAACUUUCUCAUUACGGCGGCUUUGGUUGAAGGCGAAGCUUGCUUUCUUGAAGAGCCUGAGUGGCAGGCGCUCAACGAGGAGAUCGCCGCCAGUGAUGCCAAGUUACCGACUUCUUCGCUGUAUACAGACGUGGUCGAGAGAGGAUUCCUCUCAGUAAUUAAGAUCCCGGGGCUCGUGAAACGAACACGCGAACUCCAGUGUCUUUCAUCGAAGAAGAGGGCGGAAGUUCAACCGGCACUCCUCCAAGACGUGCAGGCAACUCGAGCUGGACUUCGAGGCAUAUACACGGAAUUUGGAGUCGCAGUAUCAAUGCUUCGCUCGGGCCAGGAUGAAAACGAUACCUUCGUGGGGCCUGUCCCGAAUUUCUUCUUCGAGGGCUACUCUUCUCUUUUUGCCCGAGGCGUCCGCUUAGGUUUAUUGAUCCUUAACUACUUGAUCGUGAUAAUGGAUCCCAAGCAACGAGCAACAAUCGACUCCGAGAACUUCAUGCUUCUUAAUGACAUGACCCGCAGCCAACGAAGUACGCAUCCCGCCCUUGAGUUCAAGCUUCCGCUUACGCCUCCCAAAUCUCCUGGCCGUCCAGGUUUAGUCGUGCGGUCGCUGAUCACGGAAGAAACGCGGGAACCACCGACAACCGACUGGAUGGAUCGCAUUACUAGCACGAUGGGACUCGAGGCUGUCCACGUCAGUCUGGUCGGGUGA
Messenger RNA from Aspergillus nidulans FGSC A4, 1404 nucleotides. RefSeq lists its product as uncharacterized. Lineage: Eukaryota; Fungi; Ascomycota; Eurotiomycetes; Eurotiales; Aspergillaceae. The transcript is spliced from 2 exons. The coding region runs from base 1 to 1404 and encodes 467 amino acids. The record is from RefSeq and is a predicted model, not a curated record.